This is a messenger RNA of Exophiala bonariae, 1413 nucleotides long. RefSeq lists its product as uncharacterized. The coding region runs from base 1 to 1413 and encodes 470 amino acids. NCBI's taxonomy places the organism in Eukaryota, Fungi, Ascomycota, Eurotiomycetes, Chaetothyriales, Herpotrichiellaceae. The record is from RefSeq and is a predicted model, not a curated record. The transcript has a single exon. Gene Ontology annotation, biological process: DNA double-strand break processing involved in repair via single-strand annealing; DNA repair. Gene Ontology annotation, molecular function: damaged DNA binding.
AUGGCCACCACCGAUGAUAAUCUCUCUGAUGGAGAGUCCUUGUUGAGGUCACUUACCACAGGGUUGAACAAAAGUUAUCGGCUCCGAGAUAGGCUUAAAGCCUUGAGACGUGAAAAUGGCAAUCUCAGGGAGGAAAUCGAGAAACUACAGGAGAACUCGCCAGGGCCAGCACAACAAGGCCAUGAUGUUGUUCUUGAGAAACUACGGCUAGAAAAUCAAAAUCUCAAGGCCGAGCUCUCCAGUGCCAACAGAGCCUCUCAGCCGCCGGGCCAAGUUGCCCACCUAUUCAAGCAAAAUGCAGAAAAGCAGGCCGAGAUUGAUAGUCUAAAGUCCAAGCUGCGUGCUUUGCAGUCUCAGAAGCGUAAAUGGCGAUUGCUGCAUCCAGACUUUUCGUCCCCUGUCGUCUCGUCUGAUGAAGUCGAUCGAAUUCCUUCAAUGGCGCCAGCAAGUCCGAUUGCCACCAGUUCUACCCACACGCCAACACCAGAGCAGGACCAAAGUGCCCGAAAACGCCAUCGCACUCAGAGUCCCGCUCCAAAGUCCCCUCUUCGCGAAAUCUCGCUCAACCUACCGAAUGGCAAUACAGAUGCCCAAGCUCAGUCCAAGUUCAGAGUAAGAAGGCGUGGCUCGCAUGGUUCCCACGCUAUCGACACGGUAGCGGAGGAUGGGGAAGAUCAUAAUGCUCCCAAAGGUCCACCAGAAAAAGGUGCCGUCUCUCCAAAGCUAGAGUCGUCUGCCCAUCGACGGUUGCACAAUUUGCUGUCUGCCCCACCACCGGCUGUUCAAUUCUUGUCUCGCCCAAGCAGCGUCAGUAAAGAGUCAUCGGUACGGCCAGGGCUUCAAUUCUUACCUGUCAAAAUAGCAAUCACGACAGGCCCAGAAGAUGCAGAACCAUUCCGCUCCCGACCACUCAACCGACAAGCAUUGUCACAUUUCAAGCUGAAUCCCCAGUACAAUGAUGGCCUGGAUUUUGCAUUCAACGAGACUGUUCGCAAUCAAGAGGCUCGAAAAUGUCUUGCCGGGUGCACGAAACCUGGAUGUUGUGGGGAUAAAUUCAAGGCAAUCGCGGCGACCCUGCCACGGAGCGCGAUGGGUCUCUCUGAUCAUGAGCUUCUACUUGAGUACCUUGGUCAAGGAUCGGAGGCGAAGAUUCAAGGCAUGACACCUCUAGCGAAAAAGAAUCUAGUACAUGAGGCUCGAGCAAAGAAGAUGGCCAACGCCUUUGGUAAAAUGCAUAGAGGUUCUUCGGAUCGACCUAAGACACCACCAGAGUUUUGGGGAGUAGAUGUGCUUGGGUCACAAGAAGAACGUAAUUCUCAUCAACAGGCUAACUUGCUCGAGAGGGGAGAAGUGGAGAAACGAUAUCAAGAGGCUCUGAAAGAAAAUGGUCGAUGGGUGUUUGCAGAUGAAUGA